This is a messenger RNA of Colletotrichum abscissum, 165 nucleotides long. RefSeq lists its product as uncharacterized. The record is from RefSeq and is a predicted model, not a curated record. Bases 1 to 165 code for a protein of 54 amino acids. NCBI's taxonomy places the organism in Eukaryota, Fungi, Ascomycota, Sordariomycetes, Glomerellales, Glomerellaceae. The transcript has a single exon.
AUGCUUCCAUUCUCCCUACAUCCACACCAAAACACCACCCCGAAGAGCCGCUUGGACUUCGGCGUCGUAGUCUCAGCCUAUGGCAACGCUGGUCUCUACUUAACCGACUCUGGCCGAGAAGCACCGUCCCACGCCCGAAGAAAAGGGCGCCAUCUUGUCACCUAG